AUGGGUAGUUCUUUAAUAAUGAUAUGCGAGACCACAUCCAGAUUGAGUGAUUUCAAAAGAGAUGGGAAUGCCAUAGAGCAUGCUUGGGAUAAAAUGGAUAAAAUACCAUUGAGAACGAAGAAAGUAGCCUCGGAUAGGACUGAUAAAACUUAUAACGACCCAGCAAAGUUAAGGAAAAAACGAUUUUGGAAGCGACAACAAUUGCGAAUAGCCACCUGGAAUGUUACAUCAAUUGCUAACAAAGACCAAGAAACCAUAAUAGAGCUUGAGAAACAUAAAAUAGACAUAUGUGCCUUGUCUGAGACGAAAAAGAAAGGAGCUGGCAACUUUAGAAUCGCGGAGUAUACAUUGAUAUAUAAUGGGAAACCAAAAGAUGAAAGAACAGCAUCGGGAGUAGGCCUAUUAGUGCACGAGAAAUACGACAAAAACAUAAUAGACAUAAAGUAUAUAAGCGACAGACUGCUACAAACCACGUUUAAAUUUACAGAAACAACUAAAACCCAUAUAUUAAGCGUCUAUGCUCCUGAUACGAGUAAAAGUCAAGAAGAAACAGACUCAUUCUAUGAUGAACUGCAGAUCACCAUCGAUAAGAUACCGAAGCAAGACGAAAUUAUGAUACUGGGAGAUUUUAAUGGAAGGAUUGGUAACGAGGUUAUUAGUGGAAUUAAGAAUCGGUUUAACGAAGAAACACUCAACAGCAAUGGAGAACAACUCAUACAAUUCUGUGCACAUAAUGAACUACGCAUUAACAACACGUUUUAUCCCCAUAAACAACAGCACAAGUAUACGUUCGAGAACACAAGAGGACAUGAAUCGAUUAUAGACUACAUUAUUACAAACAGAAAUAUUCAUCCCUCAAAAAUAUUAGAUGUCAGAACAUUAACCUCAGUAAACACAGGGACUAACCACCAUAUGGUGCUAGCUAUAAUGCGGAACUGCGUACAAAGGAAAACCCAGAACAAACCGAAAGUGACAGAAAAGCUGAACAUAGAAAGCCUUAGCGAUGAUACCACAAAAUACCUCUACCAGCAAAGACUAAGGAAGGCAAUAAAUGAAAACAAGAUCUUGAAAGAUGAUACUGUAGAACUAACAUGGAAAAGAUUAAGUACUAAUAUAAGGACAGCUGCAGAAGAGGCAUUAGGCAAACGAAAGGUGAACCUGAACGGAAAGCCCAACACGAAACCAUGGUUCAAACACGAAAUCGAAUCACUUGCGGAAGAAAAAAGGAAAGCAUAUCUUCAAUAUAGAAGUCAAACAAUUACAUAUGCUGAUUACAAAGUCGUGAGGAAUAGGACAAAUAUGGAAAUACAAACGAUUAAGAGACAAUUCUGGGAGAAAUACUCAUCAGACAUGGAAAACGACUUAUAUGGGGGACAAAAAAAGAUCUGGAAUAUGAUAAGGAACAUCAAAAGACCAAUCAAUGAAUACAUCCACACGAAAACAAUAACGUUAAAAGAAUGGGAAAGGUAUUUCCAUGAACUCUACGGUGACAUAAUAACAAGCUAA
Messenger RNA from Diorhabda sublineata, 1506 nucleotides. Its product is annotated as craniofacial development protein 2-like. Gene Ontology annotation, biological process: chromatin remodeling. Gene Ontology annotation, cellular component: nucleus. Gene Ontology annotation, molecular function: catalytic activity. Bases 1 to 1506 code for a protein of 501 amino acids. The record is from RefSeq and is a predicted model, not a curated record. NCBI's taxonomy places the organism in Eukaryota, Metazoa, Arthropoda, Insecta, Coleoptera, Chrysomelidae. The transcript has 2 exons.